AGCCAAAUCAAAGGCUGAAGACAUCGGGAACCAUGUCUUUGGGACUCGUGUUGCGGACCAAACGUCUGGUGACCGCCGAACGGAUCAAAUGGGUUCAGCUGUUGGUCACAUCCGACCGAUUCUUGUGCCGUAAAUACUGUUUAGCGAUCAACGGAAGGGACGGAACCGCUGGUGGCGGACACCGGCGAUGGCUGUCUUCCGCGUCAACACCGGCUGAGCCGAAGACAAUUGGCCAACAGAUCGCACAAAGCGGUGACCAAGUGUUUGAAGAGAGGAGUUAUUCGGGCGAAACCAAGUUCUCGAUGCCGAAGCCGUUGGCCAUCAAACCCAUCGAAUCGGUGGUACCGAAGAGUCGGGUCGAGAAGAUAAUCAAAUACGAGUCGUUCAUUGAGCGCACGUUUUUGGGCGAAUUCGACAAAGACUUCCUCACGUAUCCAAUUCUGCUGAAGAACCGCAAAGAGUACAUCCAAAUGGCCGAUCAGUACCGUAUGGUUCGCCAGAUGUUCGCCAAAAUCAAUAAAGACGACCAAACGCUGGACGAGUUGUCGUUCCGGUCUCUCCACGAGUUGACCGUUUCGGAGAUGGCGUACGUCUUCGAGGCGAUGGGAGCCUCACAACAGAAUCGGCUCUCGUUUGGCACCACGAGUGCCGACGACCGGCGCCUAUUGAACCCCACCAAUGAUCAGCGGUUUGUAUCCCUUCCCGCCAACCAGUUGUCUACCGAAACAAUGGGCGCCAAUAAAUCAAUUGUUGAGCAACUGAUUCCACUCAUUCUUCAUAACGCUUUGUCGUAUAACGCGAUCACAAACUCGUCAAACGUGUCGCUCAGGGAUGAGAUACUGGAGAAGAGGCCGAAGAUUGGGUUUGCGUACUGCGAGCCGACCGACAAUUUGGGUUCACUUCCGUACGUUCAUUGGGAAAGUCAGGCCCGACUCAACCACGAGUGCGACCAUUGGCUGCUGACGGGCACCAAAUCGCGUAUAUAUCACGACAAUUACGACUAUUAUCUGGUGUUUUGCCGGUCGGAAGAGUUCCCGGACGAGCCGAUACUCGACCGGCGCGAUCAGUACGGAAUCGUUACACUACUUGUGCCCAAAGAACAGGUGAUAGUGGAAGCGGACGGCACAGACAACUACGGCAUUGAGUACCAGAGGAUUCGUUUCAACGACUUACUGUUGUCUCGCGAUCGACACGAAGUGAUCAAAUCGGAGACGAGAGCUAUACUCGCGCAGAACGUGAAGGCUUGCGGUCAAGUAGUGUCCGGAGCCGUAGUGUUGGGUCUAUUGAAACAGUUGUUGCGAAAUACGUACGACUUUCUGAUCAACGAACGGAUCGGUCUCACAGAGUGUGAGUUGACGCAGAAAAUACUGGCCGAAUGUACGCGAAAGAUAUACGCCAUCGAAUCCAUGGUAUACCUGACGGCAGCCAUGUUUGACUCGUUUCAAACGGGCGCCGACUUUUCGCUCGAGUCCAACGCCGUCAAGACUAUGGCCACCGAAUACGCCUACGAUGUGAUCAAAAAUUUGAGGGCCAUUUACGGGUCUCGCUAUCCGGUCUCGUCCACAGCUCUCGAUCUGAUCAACGUUUUUGACUCAUUCCUCGACUGUUCGAUCAAUAAUCGCAUUUAUCUAUCGCUGAGAGGAGUCCGCACUCAAGGCAAGUGGCGUCACGACCACAUCCGGCGUAUGAGACUCGCGCCUCUGUAUCCCAUAUACGCUAUGAAGUACUUUAUCGGCGCCGUUAAGACUCGUCGCGAUCAGAUUGACCUCGACUUGGAUUUGUGCGGUUAUGUUCACCCGAAUCUCAAGCCGGCGGCCGAAUGGCUCGAGUAUUGUGUCAAAAAACUCGAUUACGCUUCCAAUGCGCUGCUUAUGAAAUAUGGAAAGCAGAAGUUGAGACAAGAGAUUGAGUCCCAAAUCGGAGACCGAAUGCCAACACAUGAGGACAGGAAUCGAUGCCAUUAUGUCAUGGCUUUCAUUGCUGAGACACUGCGGGCCAGAAAUGUUGUGCCCUCUGGACUCCCACAUAAAGCUAUUGUCAAUACAAAACUUGAUAAAUAUACAAUACCUGAAAAUAUGGGAGUUUGGGUAUAUCAGGGAAUUGUUUGCUCUAAUCAUAAAGACUGGCAAAAUGAACGUGAAUUCAAACCCGAGAGGUUUAUUGAUAGUGAGGGACAUUUCAUGACAACCCGUCCCAAAGCCUACAUACCCUUCGGUGUGGGCCGUCGUGUCUGUCCGGGCGAAAGGCUGGCCAUCGCUGACCUGUUCCUGGUUUUGGUCCGAUUUCUUCAAUUAACACAAGACUAUGAGAUAAUCCUCGAUAGUAACGGCGGUAUAGAUCCUAACCCUGAUAUCACCGAUCAAUUAGCGCCCUGUGCUUAUAAAAUUAAAUUACAUAAACGU
Molecule: messenger RNA, 2402 nt
Organism: Medioppia subpectinata
Lineage: Eukaryota; Metazoa; Arthropoda; Arachnida; Sarcoptiformes; Oppiidae
Source: the annotation of a GenBank genome assembly